CGGCGGCGGCAGCAGCAGCAGCAGCAGCAACAAGUGCGGAGCGAGGGGAGGGGAGGCGCGGGCGGGCGGGGGAGGGCGAGGGCUGACGUCAGCGAGCGGAGUAUUAUGGUCUGGGCUGCGCUGGCUGCCGCCGCCGCCGCCGCCGCCGCUUUUCUGCUGCCAGCGGCCGAGUAAACAUGGAGCUCUCCGCCGUGGGCGAGCGGGUGUUCGCGGCCGAGGCCUUGCUGAAGAGACGCAUCCGCAAAGGUCGUAUGGAGUAUCUGGUGAAAUGGAAGGGCUGGUCUCAGAAGUACAGCACUUGGGAACCUGAGGAAAACAUUCUAGAUGCUCGUCUGCUUGCAGCUUUUGAGGAAAGGGAAAGAGAAAUGGAACUUUAUGGUCCUAAGAAACGAGGUCCCAAACCGAAAACCUUCUUGUUAAAGGCCCAGGCAAAAGCCAAAGCUAAAACCUAUGAAUUCCGUAGUGACUCUGCUAGAGGAAUCCGGGUGCCUUAUCCGGGAAGGUCCCCCCAGGAACUGGGUUCCACUUCCCGGGCGAGGGAAGGACUGAGACAGAUCCCCCUGCCCCCUCAAAGCAGCUCAACCACAUUGACCACCAGCCCCUCCCGAGUGGAGACAAUCCAGGAAAACAGGGUUGGGGCUGAAGAGGAGCGAUCUGAAGCAUCCUUAAAAAAACGAGGCCCAAAGCCCAGGAAAGAGCUUUACAAAGACCUGCCCGAGACUGCUGAUGUCGCCUCCAAGAGGAAGCCAGUGGAACCAGGGGACAAGGUGGUGGUGGAUUACCUGAAGGCCAGGAAGCUGGAGGAGGCUGCAAACCCUGGGGCAGCCAAGUUCAGUGCGGGACACAGUGUCAUCCAGUUAGCCCGGAGACGGGAGCCUGAAUUGCCCAGUACUGUUUCGAGCCCCAGAGUAGAAGGUGGCUUGAAGCUGGGAGCGCCUGAUCCUUACCCUCCUAGACUAACCAAGCACAGGGCCGAUUUUCUGGAUCCAAAGGGGCAAAGUGGUUUGGAACUGGGCGCCUCUAAGAUCUUACACAGCUCUGCAACCCAAGGCAGUUUAUACCGAGAGGGGCUUGGGACCCAGGCUGGCAGGCCUUCCCUCAUUGCUCGCAUCCCAGUCUCCAGGAUUUUGGGGGACCCUGAAGAAGAAGCUUGGAGCCCCUCUCUCAACAACUUGGAGAAAGUGGUUGUGACUGACGUGACAUCAAAUUUCUUAACAGUUACCAUUAAGGAAAGCAGCACAGACCAAGGAUUCUUCAAGGAAAAGCGAUGAACCCCCUUGAAGAAGAGGAGGCAUUUAAAGGGUUUGGCAGAGCUUCAUUGAUUUUGGAUUUUUUUUCCUGGACAGGAUUGAAAAAAAUCUGUCCUUAAUUAUUCUUUUAUUCCUUCCCCUUCACUACCAAUUUCAAUUUUGGUUGAAAAGAUUAUCUCUAGAGUUAUAUUUUCUAUUAGAUGUAAAUAUGUUAUUUAAAGAAAAAUACAUAUAUAUAUAUCUAUAUACAUAUAUAUAUAUUUCAACUCUACGUUUUUUUUAAUUUAAGGCUCUUGGAGAAGGUCAAACAAAGAACUGAUGUAUCUCUUGCCUCAACUGCAAGAGCAGGUGUAGAUAGCAAAUAACCUUAUUAGCUAAUUAUAAUGUCUUGAUUUAAUUUUUUUAUUCAAUUAUUUCUCCUCCCUUCCCUCAAAGAUGAUGUUGUUGGCAAAUAGGGGAUAUUGUGUUCAUCUGGGGUCCUUUAAAAAGUCUCCAGUUUCUUGAUUAUUAUAUUAUAAGGUAUUGCUUUGUACAAUCAAGUGUGCUGUAUACCCAACUGUUCUAGCUGGACAGCUGAAAGAAGCACUUGACUUUACAGUAUUGUCUUUCUUUUGUUUUGCUCCAGUUCAAGAGACAAAAAAAAAGUUGUUGGCUUAAAAUGUCCAUUAAAAACAGUUGAAACAUGUUUCAGCAAAGAAGUAUUAACUUGAAUGACCUUUUCUUGCAAGGGAGAAGGGAACUUGUAUGUUUUAAGAUUCGGAAGAGGAGUAGCCGCUGUCAUGCACUUUAAUACAAUUGUCGAGGGGAGAGGAAUGGGGAGGGGAGAGAGAACUGAUCAUUUAAGUUUAACUUAGUCUGAGUUUUUCCCCCUUAAGUCCAUCCCUGCUCACUCCAAAAAGAUAAUCUGUUUACAUUCCUUACAUGCCAGAAAAGUUUCACGACUCAUAUUUUAGGUGUUCCUGCUGUUAUACUGAAAGUGGAUUCUGCUCCCCGCCCCCCCCCCCCCACCCCAAGGAUUAUAGUUCUUUUCCAGCUCUGGACAAAUCUUUAAAAAGUGUUGCAUAAUGUAUCUCCCUCAUAAUUGGAGGUUUCCAAUCAGAGACGCAGAGAAAACAAACAACUCCUUUUUAAUAGCCAGUUAAUCAGCAAGGCAAGACCAGUUUCAAAGCAGACUUGUUUUCUUUCUUGGACUAAGUACCCCCCCCCCCACAAAAGUUUCUGCAGCAUGUUAAAAAUGAAGCAGUUCUUUCCCGCCAGUGCUAUGUAACCCCUUUCCUGCUUCUUUUAUGAAAGCAAUAGGGCAUCAGAAGUAUUUUAGACCAUCUUUUUUUUGUCUUUGUUCCACUUCAGGACAAUAUACGUUUCUUUUCCUAGACUUGCAUUAACCCCCUGCAUUAGGAGGGGAAGUGCAGAAUGGGGGGGGAGGGUUGGGGGCUGUUUUCAUUUAUGUAUAGCAGGUGCUGUGGUGUCCCAACAGAUAUUGAUUUAAGCAUCUCUUGUUGGUUCAAAAAGCACAAAUCUGCCUAGCAGCCCCUAAGGGCCCGGCAGGAGGAUGAGUGGCCUUCUCCAUCUUCCUUUGAAUGGCCUACUCGCUCUCUGGAGCCUUUUAAAGCAUUUUCUCACUUGGGGACGGCACAGGGGAUGGAAGCACAUGUGGCAUUAGAAGGGGGGGUGGAGAUAAGCAGGUGGGUGCAGAAAAGAGCGUUUGCUUUUCCUGGAAUCAAAUGGAAAACCUUUCCUCCCUAUGUUUGCUUGAUACUCCCCCCUCCCCGCCCAUUUCCAACCAGCUAUAUAUGGGGUGUGUUUUUUGUUUGUUUGUUUAGACUGUAUGAAGUUAGCUUCUUGUUUCCUUCUCUAGAAAAAAUGUCAGCGUUUUAACUUCAGUCAGUUCAAAGAAUUAACUGCAAAUGUGCUCAGCUCCUUUCAUAAACCUGCAAGAUGGUGGUGGGGGUUGUGUGUCAGCUCAUGUAUGUUGACGCGGGCUCCAUAGCCCUUUACAGAGGCUGGGGGGCAGAGGAGAGCUAUAGGCUAGGAGAAACAUUUUUUUUUUUGGUUGGAACAAAUCCUAAGUGGUGUUCUUCCCUCCUCAGGUGUCAAGAGUGGUAUAUGCCACCACUGAUGUGUGUUUCCAGACACACCGAUUGGUAUAUAAAACCUGGACAUACAUGUGGGUGUAUAUGUGUAUGUACAUAGUUACAUAUAUUGAAUGUAUGUGCGUGUGUGAGUUAUUUAAUUCUCUUCAAGAUUUGUAAAGAAAACCUAUAAUCAUUUGGCCUAACAGUCUCGAAAGUGAAGCUUAAGUAGGUGUCUUCUGCCAAUGUUGAAUGUCUAUUGCAAUACCUGCUUUUUAU
Eublepharis macularius is the source of this 3601-nucleotide messenger RNA. RefSeq names its product chromobox 8 (gene CBX8). The transcript is spliced from 5 exons. The record is from RefSeq and is a predicted model, not a curated record. The coding region runs from base 177 to 1271 and encodes 364 amino acids. Lineage: Eukaryota; Metazoa; Chordata; Lepidosauria; Squamata; Eublepharidae.